GUCAAGGAGGAGUCAGGAGAAAACGCCCCGGUGCUGAGCGACGAUGAACUCGUGUCGAUGUCCGUGCGGGAGUUGAACCAACACUUGCGAGGUCUUACCAAAGAGGAGGUGAUUCGCUUGAAGCAACGGCGGCGGACACUCAAGAACCGGGGCUACGCGGCCAGCUGCCGGAUCAAGCGGGUGACCCAGAAGGAGGAACUGGAGAGGCAGCGGGUGGAGCUCCAGCAGGAGGUGGAGAAGCUGGCGCGGGAGAACAGCAGCAUGAAACUGGAGCUGGACGCCUUGCGCUCCAAGUACGAAGCCCUGCAGACCUUCGCCCGCACCGUGGCCCGCGGCCCCAUCACCCCUACCAAAGUGGCUGCCACCAGCGUCAUCACCAUCGUCAAGUCCGCCGAAAUCUCCUCCAGCUCCGUGCCGUUUUCGGCAGCGUCCUAAUGUCUGAGGAGGGGAGAGAACCCGCUGCCCGGCUAGAAGGGAGGACUUUGCAGAGCCCUCUUUCGCUCUCGAGCCGGACCUCCGUCUUUCCACCCCCCAAAACAAGGGAGCCAUCCAGCCACGUAGUGGCAGACUCUUCCGAAGGGCAAUCCAACCGGCUGCUUUAGCUCUCGUUCAAGGAAGCCCUUUCCGGGGGCUGAAAUUGAAAUUGCGUAUCCAGCUCGAGGAAUCCGAAGGAGGCGUCUUGCACAGCUCUUCCUUGUGGCCUCCUUUUAAGUCCCAACCGACACGAGGUAUCGAAGGAACCUGUGCUCGGUGCAAAAAUUUCAAACGGAAAACAUGGUAGAAUCAACGGGCCAGAGGAAAAAAACAAUCUCUCUUCCUCCAGUUAGGAAAAAGAGGAGGAAAUAGCAGCCCCCGUUCUUUAUAGGUUGCGGGGGAUGAAGGUUCUGGAACAGUGACUGCAUCCAAAUUUUCAUAGCCCCCCCGGGUCUUUUCUCUACAAAUGCAGAAAGCCUCUGUGUGUGAAUGUCCACCUCGUCGCCUGGUUCCCUGGCGCUGCUCCGUCCCCCGCUGGAGGUCCUUUUGGUCAGGGGGCCCAGCCACACGGAACAGCGUCCUCCGCGUCACUGAAGCUGCUUCCCAUGACGUGCCUGUGAAGAGGGGUCUCCUUUGUGAUGUUCUGGUGUGGCUUCCAAACAAUGCAUCUUGGUCUGCGUCAUCGUCCAGGUUCUACAGUAUCACACGGGUGGGGAAAUGGGAAAUAUACAGAGAGCAAGGCUGCGCGGGGCUGGAUUUGUUGGCUAGGUUGUGAGGGGAAAAAAGAGAUAAUUUACCAGAACUUAUGGAAAAAGAUAAUGCUAUAAAAUGAUGCCUUUGAAUCAGCAUCUUAGAA
Molecule: messenger RNA, 1330 nt
Organism: Thamnophis sirtalis
Lineage: Eukaryota; Metazoa; Chordata; Lepidosauria; Squamata; Natricidae
Source: RefSeq, a predicted model, not a curated record